UUAGGUGUCACUGGGCGGAGGUAAUUUGGGUUGCGGUUUUAGAUUUUUUUAUGCUGAUCCUUGACUGGCGCCCUGGCCCAUUUGAUGACACGGAAACAUUAGGCCACGAGGGAACAAACUCCAGCGUGAGCAUCAAAGAUGGUUGCCCUUCAAUUGGAGCGAAGGGUCGUAGGCGUCGGCUGGGUUGACAGGACGGAGUUUACUUCUUGGGGUACACACUACUUUCCCUGUCAGCGGUCUCUCCAUGUGUGACAUCUUUAUAGAUAUGGAAAACACCCAGGUGAUUGACUGGGAUGCUGAAGAAGAGGAAGAGACAGAAAUAUCCAGUGGAUCCUUGGGGUAUAGUGUGGAGCCUAUAGGGCGGCUGCGAUUCUUCAGUGGUACCCAUGGACCAGAACGAGAUUUCCCACUCUACCUUGGCAAGAAUGUAGUUGGUCGAAGCCCUGACUGCUCUGUGGCCCUGCCUUUUCCAUCCAUCUCCAAACAGCACGCAGUGAUUGAAAUCUCAGCUUGGAACAAAGCCCCUAUCCUUCAGGAUUGUGGGAGCCUCAAUGGCACUCAAAUCGUAAAGCCUCCUAGGGUCCUAGCUCCUGGAGUGAGCCAUCGUCUGAGGGACCAGGAAUUAAUUCUGUUUGCAGACUUUCCCUGCCAGUACCAUCGCCUGAAUGUCCCACCACCCUUGGUCCCUCGGAGUCUUCUAACUAUAGAGAAGACCCCCAGAAUACGGGGAAGAUCCCAGAAUUCCAGAGUUUUGUUGGCUGAGGAUUCAGAGGAAGAAGGGGAUUUUCCUUCUGGAAGGUCUAUGGCAAAUGGAUCAAGGAAUACAGCAUCCCCUUCAGCAACAGUAGUUCCGGAAAGUGAUGAAGAGGGCUCUUCUCCGGGCCCAAGUGUCCCUGGGCCAUCUUCACCCUUUGGUUUGGGAAGUGACACAGAUGAAUCACAAGGUCAGCAACCAGGAGUAGAGGAGUCUUCUUUAGCUGACAACAAUGGUGCCGCAGGGGAGCCUGAGCAGCCUGAAGUGAAUGGAGUGACAACUGGCACACAGGCUCAAACUACCAAGGACAAGUUCAAGGACACAAAGAUCAAGGAGGAGGCAGGCAGUGCAGGGGUUCCGGUUGGGUCAGUUCUGGAGGGGAGCCCCACUCUUGGGGAAGACAGUGACACAGAAGCGGAUGAAGAACGUCAGCCUUCUGGUUCUGGGGAUAGUGAUACGGAUGUAGAAGAAGAGAGGGUCCCUGUGAAGAAGAACCAAGUACUGCUUGGGGUUGGUAUAGGGGAUCCAGGAGCACGUGGUGUGGCACAUCUGCAGGACAGCCCAACUGGUAGUGACACAGAUGUGGAGGAGGACAAGACUGCACUGGCUGUCCCUCCAGAGAGAAGCCACACAGCCAUGGUGAUCAACAGUGAUACAGACGAGGAGGAGAGGGGUGAGGAGGAGGAGGUCUCGGCAGCACUCACCUUGGCCCGUCUGAAGGAGAGAGGAAUUGCUUUGUGGAGUGGAGAGCCAGGCACAGAGGAGGUCAAGUCCCAACCACAGGUCCUUGUAGAACGAAGCCAGAGUGCCUCUGGGAGAGACAGUGACACUGACGUGGAGGAGGGAUCCUCAGGAGGAAAGAGAGAGAUUGUCCCUGACAGCCCCAUGGAUGUAGAUGAGACUCUUACUGUCACACAGCCAGAGAGCCAGCCUCCCUGUAGGCCCAAUGAUGUAGAUAUGAGCUCCCUUGGCAGCCAUCUAGAGGGAAAUCAGGCCUCCUCUGCUCUGGUAGACAAGAACAGAGCACAAGUGGAGGAGGAAGUCCCAGGGCCAUCUGUUACCCUGGGGGAGAAACACCAGGUGCCUCUAGAGGGAGCCCAGCCUCCUGAGGAAGCCCGGGAAACAGCUGUGCAGGAAGGCUCAUCCUCACCAGUGGCAGACAUAAGAAUGAGCCAGCAGCCAGUAGCAGAAGAUGCUGGGACAGAGUGUGCUGCAGCUGUUUCUGAACAGAAAAGUGCUCUUGAGGUCGGGGCUCAGAGCAGGUCACCUGCAGCACCUGUGGAACAGGUGGUGGUACGCACAGAUACUUCAGGGGAUCCCACCCUGCCACAGAGAGAGGGAGCCCAGACCCCCACAGGAAGGGAAAGAGAAGCACAUGUGGGCGGGACCAAGCAUGCCAAAGAGUGCUGUGAUGAACCUGAGGAUCUGUGCCUUUCAGCCACCCAGUGCUUUGUGGAAGGGGAGAGCCAGCACCCAGGAGCUGUCCAGAGUUUGGAAGAUGAGCCUACCCAAGUCUUCCCAUGUCUUCCCCAAGAGCCUGGACCUUCCCAUCUCAGCCUCCCGACUCCAGGUGCAGAUACCUUGGAUGUGCCUUGGGAAGUCUUGGCUACACAGCCGUUCUGUCUGAGAGAACAGACAGAGACCUCUGAGCCCAUUGACACCCAUGAAGCUCAUGGAUCUCAACCAUCUCUACCUGGGGAACCACCAGGACACCAACAUCCGGUCCCUACCAGCCUAGAUCACACAGAGCUGUUGAGAAUUGAUGACAGAGAGAUGCAGACUGUGGAGAAAGCCAUGGGCCACCUAAGUUGCCAGAUGACGCCAGAUGGAAAGGCUUCCGGGGAUGACCCAGAGCCCUCAGACCAUCGCCUGUUUUCUCCAGUGCCUGAAGCUUCAGCUUCACCUCAGAGUCUCCUCACCUCUCAGAGCCAAAAGCAAUCUACACCUCAGCCUCUGUUUCCCACUUCUUCUUCUGAGCUAGCCCUUCCUGAGACUCUUCACACAAAGCCUAAUGUCAGGCCACGGCGGUCCUCCAGGAUGACCCCCUCCCCACAUUCCUCUGCUGCCCUUAAGCCUUAUACUACCUGCCCCACAAACCAGCCUGCUGCUUCUAGGCCAACAUCUCGCCCCACUCGGGGCAGGGCAAAUAGGUCCUCUACCAGGACCCCAGAACUGAUUGUCCCUACAGGCCCUGAGCUCCAGCCUUCCACCUCCACAGAACAGCCUGGCAUUCCAAACCUCACUUCUCAGGUCACUGAGGGCAGGGCACAUAGUACCUCUGUUAAUAUGCCUGAACCAGUUCUCACAGGUCCCGAAGCCCAGCCUCUCACCUCCGCAGAACAAUCUGUCACCUCAAACCUCAAUCCUCGGGGUAGGCAAAGUAGGUCUUCUGUCAAGACCCCACAACCACUUAUUUCCACUGGCUCUGACCUCCAACCUCCCACCUCCACAGAACAACCUGUUGUACCUAAAUCCACAUCUCGGACCACUCGGGGCAGGCCACCUAAGUCUUCUGUCAGGACCCCAGAAUCAGUUGUCCCCACUGGCUCUGAAUCUUUCACCUCCAUAGAACAGCCUGUUAUCCCUAAAACCAGGGCCACUCGGGGUAGACCAAGUAAGCCUUCUAUCAAGACCCCAGAACCAAUUGUCCCCACUGGUCCUGAACUGCAGCCUCUUACCUCUGCAGAACAGCCUGUCGCCCCUAACCUUACAUCUCGGGCCUCUCGGGGUAGAUCAAAUAAGUCUAUCAGGACCCCAGAACCAGUUGUCCAAACUGGCCCUGAAUUCCAUCCAUCCACUUCCUCAGAACAGUCUAAUACCCCUGAGCCCUCAUCUCAGGGCAGGACACGUAGGUCUGUCAGGACUCCUGAAGCAAGUGUUUCCACAACCCCUGCACUCCAGCCUUCCACUUCUAAAAAACAGCCUACCCCCAAGCCCACAGCUCUGGUCACUCGGGGAAGGACACAUAAACCCUCCACUGAAGGUUUGGAAUCAGUUGGGCCAGUGGCACCUGAUUUUGAGCCUCCCACCUCUACAGACCACCUUGUUACCUCUAAGGUGACAGGUCAGAGCUUAACACUACAGUCUUCACCCCUAAGUGCUUCCCCAGUUUCCACUACCCCUGAACUCAAGCCUCCUGUCCCCAUAGCCCAGCCUCUUACCCUGGAGCCAGUUCCACAAACCAGUCACCAAAGGAGGCGAAGGGCUACUGGGAAGCAGAGCUCCCGCACAGCUCCUGUUGGUCCUAAGUCUUAUUCUACCCCCGCUGAACCUGAACAGUCUUCAGCCAGCCAAAGCUCAGGAUCAUCAGAAGCAGAUUCACCCCAUCAAAAACGUCCCCGAAGACAAGUCACCCAGAAAACUGUAGUUGUCAAGGAAGAAGAUCCUGGAGAAAUACAAGUGAAAGAAGAGCCUCAGGAGACAGCAAUUCCAACACCAGGCAAGAGAAAGAGGGACCCUGCAGAGGGGGAAACCCAGGGAAACCCAACUCGAAGCCGGCGAACUAAGCCUAACCAGGAAGCAGCAGCCCCCAAGGUACUGUUCACAGGAGUGGUGGAUUCUCGUGGAGAGCGUGCAGUGCUGGCUCUGGGAGGCAGUCUGGCCAGCUCAGUAAAUGAGGCAUCCCACUUGGUUACUGAUCGAAUCCGCAGGACAGUCAAGUUCUUGUGUGCCGUGGGGAAGGGAAUUCCCAUCCUGUCCCUGAACUGGCUCUAUCAGUCUCGAAAGGCUGGUUGCUUCUUGCCGCCUGAUGACUACUUGGUGACUGAUCCUGAACAAGAGAAGAAUUUUAGCUUCAGCCUUCGGGAUUCCCUGAGCCGGGCUCGGGAACGAAGACUACUGGAGGACUAUGAGAUUCAUGUGACCCCUGGAGUGCAGCCACCUCCACCUCAGAUGGGAGAGAUCAUCAGCUGCUGUGGAGGCACUGUCUUGCCCAGCAUGCCCCAUUCCUACAAGCUUCACAGAGUUGUCAUAACGUGCACUGAAGACCUACCUCGAUGUGCUAUUGCAUCUCGCCUGGGGCUACCCCUCCUCUCUCCUGAGUUCCUCCUGACUGGAGUGCUGAAGCAGGAAGCCACACCAGAGGCCUUUGUCCUCUCCAAUUUGGAAAUGUAGUCUACCU
This is a messenger RNA of Rattus rattus (black rat), 4874 nucleotides long. RefSeq names its product mediator of DNA damage checkpoint 1 (gene Mdc1). The transcript is spliced from 16 exons. Bases 245 to 4867 code for a protein of 1540 amino acids. Lineage: Eukaryota; Metazoa; Chordata; Mammalia; Rodentia; Muridae. Gene Ontology annotation, cellular component: nucleus. The record is from RefSeq and is a predicted model, not a curated record. Gene Ontology annotation, molecular function: protein binding. Gene Ontology annotation, biological process: positive regulation of transcription initiation by RNA polymerase II.